Odontomachus brunneus is the source of this 2408-nucleotide messenger RNA. Its product is annotated as probable phospholipid-transporting ATPase IF. Gene Ontology annotation, cellular component: trans-Golgi network; endoplasmic reticulum; plasma membrane. The record is from RefSeq and is a predicted model, not a curated record. Bases 917 to 1795 code for a protein of 292 amino acids. The transcript is spliced from 5 exons. Lineage: Eukaryota; Metazoa; Arthropoda; Insecta; Hymenoptera; Formicidae. Gene Ontology annotation, biological process: phospholipid translocation. Gene Ontology annotation, molecular function: ATPase-coupled intramembrane lipid carrier activity.
AUUUCGUUAAGAUAUUUGAGUACUCACAUCAUCCAUUUCUUUUUAAUAAUGUUAGAAGCAAGAAAACGCAUGCUAAAAAUUCUUGUCAAGAUAUAUCCAUAAAAUGACACUUGCGAUCAAUUAAGAGCACACGAUUAAACACACCUUAAUAUAUUUAGUGUACUUUCCUUACACUCUAAUCAAUAAAUAAUCGUAAAAUUAAUAUGACAGAAUAAUAAGAAAAUUAGAUUAAAAAAGAAAAUUGUCAAGUUAAUUUUAUGCUUAUUUAUUAAUCGUUAGAAAGUAAAAAAAUGUUCGGGAUAUUUUUGAAGUCAUUUCAAAAGAGUGAGUCUAAUGUAAUAUUUGAGAUUUUCGCGGUGUUCAUGAAUAUUAAAUUUGGUUUCCGGGUUUGAACCGCGUAGAUUUUUCUUUGUCUGAUUCCGACGUUUCACGAACAUUUCAGUCCGCUUCAUCAGGCAAGAACAAUCCGAUGCUAGAGAGUCUAAUGUAUCAGAAUGAAAUAUUCCCUGAAUAUUUCUCAGAUAUACCUUACAGAUAGUUUAGAAAAUAAUUAUUACUUGAAUUAAUACUAUAUUAAUCAAGAAGUUUUCUUCAGCAUAGAAUUUAUCUUGCUGAGGAAGCUUAGUAAAUUAUUUAAUAAUAGAUUUCAGUUCCUAAAAUAUAAACACACCGAAUAUGAAGCGGAGGAAUAAUAAAUUACGGCAGAUUGUCGAUAUUACAAAAUUCUAUGCAGUAAAUUUUACUAUAAAAUUCUCUCCAUGUAUAAAGGCCUUCUGCAAGAUGACAAGGAAGAUACAAAACGACAGAUUGUAAUUAUUAAACGUGUGGCUAAUUUAUACAGAUUGUGCACCUGAUAAAAAAUGCACGAAGCCGUCCGCAUACCGCGGCUAUCGGCGACGGCGGUAACGACGUGUCAAUGAUACAAGAGGCGCACGUGGGAUUCGGGAUAUUGGGAAAAGAAGGUCGUCAGGCUUCCAUGUCGGCUGACUUCGCCUUCUCGAAAUUUAUGUAUCUGAAAAAGGCGUUGCUGGUGCACGGUCACUGGUACUACCAGCGCAUCAGCAUCUUUUCGCAAUAUUUCUUUUAUAAAAACUUGAUCUUCAUGACGCCGCAAGUAUUAUAUGGCCUGCAUAAUGGAUUCUCUACGCAAGAACUUUAUGACAGUAUGUUCUUGAUGUUGUUCAACAUGAUAUUCACGACGCUUCCAAUACUACUGUAUGGAUUAUUCGAGCAAAACUACAGUGCGGAAAAACUCAUACAACAUCCGUACCUGUACAAACUAAAUCGAAAUAAUUAUUUAAUGUCGAGACAACAGUUCAUGAUAUGGAUGCUACUAAGCAUAUGGCAUACGUGUGUGAUAUAUUUUGUAGUAUACUCUCUCACGCUCACCAAUUCCGCAUAUUUAUAUGACAACACAACGGUUGGACAAUGGACUUUUAGCACUAAUAUUUUUCAUCUAGUCGUUCUAAUAGCGAAUGUUCAGAUAUUGCUACGUAGUUCCUACUGGACGUCGUGGUUUGUUCUAAGCGUAGUGCUGUCCCAAUUAACAUUCUUCUUAUUCACGUUUAGUUACUCGUUGGUAAAAAAAAAAUACGACGGCGACAUGCUGUGGGUCUACCAAAUGUUAUUAAUGUCACCCUCGUUCUGGUUAAUCAGCUUAGUCGUCAUUGUAGUUUGUAUGAUACCCGAUUAUUUAUUAAUAACAUAUGAGACUUAUAGACCUUUGAAAAUUCUUCGAAAAAAUGAAGAACAUCCACAACCUAUCGAUCAUAACGACGAAGUCGACAAUGAUUAACAAUUAACAAUAAUUGUUCACUAGUCCAACAUUAUUCUCAAACAUCGAAAUGUGAUUAACCUGCCUUUUUAAUAUUCACACAAAUGACCUUACUAGUACGUCACAAUGUGAUCAUUUCACGACUGGUUAUUAUCUAAACAGCACAGAGAUGCAUUUUAGACAUGUUAAGGACGUUCUAAGAACUUGAAUAUACAGAAUCCUGACAGAUUGUGUUCCUCAUACUUUUUUAAGACAUGCUAAAAGUAACAAACUAACGUCUCAGAGCUGAAAAUAUACUCAGCAUAUUCUAUUCAAAAGAGUUCUAAGAAUGCCCGUAGGACAUCUCCAGAUAAAAACACGUAAUGAUCAUGUUUCAUUACAAUCCCAGGUAGAACACAAAAUCAUUUUAAUGUCAAGAUGAUAUCAUUUUGACAUCAAUGUCAUGAAAUUGUUGUGAAAAUCGUCUGAUGUCAAAAUGUCAUAAAAUUGUCCUGAAUAUUGUUUGACAUCAAAAUGACAUCACUUUUAUAUCAUUUGAUGUCAUUUUGACUUUUAUAUAACUUUGUGUUCUACCUAGGAUGUGACUUCAUACUAUGAUUUCAAUGUGAUACUUUUUUAAAGAUCAUUACCCAGU